Messenger RNA from Chara braunii, 1119 nucleotides. The record is from the annotation of a GenBank genome assembly. Lineage: Eukaryota; Viridiplantae; Streptophyta; Charophyceae; Charales; Characeae.
UGCAACUCUCACUGCUACCUUUGUGUCUCCCGAGGAGCGCAUUUCUCUGUGCACGGUGAAGCUUGUUGAGGGGGAGUGGAGGAAGAGGUCGAGGGCAAUGGCGCGUCAGGUGGUUCUUGCGGUCGUUCUGCUGAUGAUCGCUUCAGUUCAGGCAAGCGCGCAGACUCCGCCUGAGGUGACUAUCAAUUACGUCACCUAUGGAGGUUCCGGGUGCGGCUAUGAGAACACCAACUACGUGCUGUCGAACGACUACAAGACGAUAUCCUUCAUUUUCAGCGGGAUGGCUGUGACCACGGACGGGUCGCCCGCCGACAAGAGGAAGGCUUGCCAGAUAUCGUUCUCUUUGAACUACCCGGAUGGCUGGAGCGUCUCCAUUGGUCAGGUCACGGGCAGCAUGAGCGUUGACAUCGCCAAGAACUCCGAGGGCAUCUUCACGACGCACUUCUACUUCUCUGGACAAAGCGGGACGGCGAUCAUCGAGCGCAAAAUCAAAGGCCCAAAGGUUGGCAGCUUCAAGAUCACAGACAGCUUCCUGACGCUUCUCUGGAGCGAGUGCAACAAAGCGCCCAACCUGAACAUCAAGAUGGUGGUGACAGUAGAGGGCGAGGAGGCUGUGAUGGCGCUCGACAAGUUCGACCCCAUCUUCAAUCUCCAGUGGAGGCAGUGUCCGCAAAAUUGAGACCCCCGUUCACCAUCUCGCACUGACGGUGGCGGGUGAGCGGGAGGAGAUAAAGAGCGGAGGGGUGGGAGAAGAGGGUAGCCGAUUUGUCAGGGCUCACCCUCAGCGGAAUCUAAGGGAAAGAGGCUACGGUCGAUGCAGUGGCACUUUUCAGAAGAUCCUGCCCAACGUUCCUCGGCACUCAUGUGAAGGGAGAGCAUGGAGAUGGCCGCGCGUUCCUAGCCGUAGUUGUAAACGCCAAAAGAAAGUGUGGCCGUAGACACUAGAUGGGAAGCCUUUUGUGUCCCAUCACCAGAUGCAGUCUCACUGCAUCUACUUUAGUAGCUCGUUAUCAUAUAGUACCUUCGCCCUGUCUCCCCUCCCUGCCUGGUCCAAACUGCACUAUUUGUAGAGUAGCAAACGGUACUUUCAUCUACUCUGUGGCCAGCGCUAUUCCGCCU